Molecule: messenger RNA, 2706 nt
Organism: Chaetomium globosum CBS 148.51
Lineage: Eukaryota; Fungi; Ascomycota; Sordariomycetes; Sordariales; Chaetomiaceae
Exons: 7
Coding region: 1-2706 (901 amino acids)
Biological process (GO): polysaccharide catabolic process
Molecular function (GO): cellulase activity
Source: RefSeq, a predicted model, not a curated record
AUGCGGUCCCCGAUUAUUGUACUUUCUGUUAUUGCCCUGUGGGCUCAAGCUGCCAAAAGCGCGUACGAUGGCAGGUUAUGUAACAAUGGCAGUUACGACACCCCUGGCACCAGUUUGACAUGUAAGACACCGGCUCGUUGUUUAGUCGCGCGGCCACUAGAAGGGCUAACCCGGCGGCAGACGUCCCGAACGCUUGGAACGCGGAUAGCAAAGGGUUCUCCUGCAUCGCGGUGGUCGUCGGACCCCGGGUCCGUCCACUCGUACCCCCACGUCAAGUUCUCAGACCCUGUCCUCCCCGUACCCCUGUCCAACAUCUCGGCCCUGACACUCUCAGCCCAGUGGGCCAUGGGCCCUGGAUCGACAUCGCGGUCUGUGCCCGGUAUCGACGCGCCCGGCUUGGCGAGGCUGGACGCCUCGGCGAAUGCCGCUUUCGAUAUCUUCGCUGACCGCAUCCCACAAAACUCUCUGCGGGAGACAGAGGCGGAGACCGAAAUUAUGGUCUGGCUGGGCAGGGUUGGCUACGCCCAGCCAUUGGGCUAUGAGGGGACCGAAUCGUAUCGGGCGAAGUUGACCGUGGGUCACGUCGACUUUACCUUGUACCUGGGAAAGAACCAGAGAGGCACGUCAGUCUUCACCUGGGCCGCGCAAUCCAACGAGACAAGCUUCGCGGCUGAUAUAUCGCCGCUCCUUCAGUACCUGUGGCGGAAUGGCUUGGUCUCCCCCGGAUCGAACAUGGGACUCAUCGGGUGGGGUACCGAGGGUUACCAUGCAGAAGGAAACGUCACCUUCUCCUCAGCGAGAAGAACCAUCGGAUACCUGCUCCGGAUGGCUACCCUCCAUCCCUCCCGGCCUGGGACCCCGGGUUCCCAGCAGAGUAACCCAUCGAGCGGUGGUACUCGCGAUCCCUUCAGGGACCCUUCCCAGGCCUCGUCGCCCGCUACUGAUUCAAGGACAUCACUUAUACUAACCAACAGCCAGACACCUGUUACGAGACUUGGAGAGAUAAACGAGAAGGCGGGUCAUGCCUCCGGCUCAGAUAUGGAUGCUGCUGUUGCCGCUUCAAACCCGGAAAAGGGGGGCUCCACGGCAGCAGCAGCAACAGCUAGCCCCAAGAAGAGCCGCAACCCCUUCAAACGCAGCUACGGCGCAUUCCGGCGGACCUACUGCCCCAUCGAGGAGCCGGGCCUCGUCUUCCCGACGGGCCCAACCGACAAGGAGAAGCUCGAAUACAUCAGCACCAACCGCAUCCCACUCUACAUCUUCGGCGUCUUCUCCUUCCUGACCCUCUCGGCCGGCAUGUGGCUCUUCGCCGUCAGCUCGCCCAUCUUCUCGUGGUACGGCGUCUUCGUCGGCUUCCUCAACAUCUACCUCAUCAUCUCCUACUUCGUCGGCAUCAUCGGCCGCGACUGGGACUACGCCGCGCACCAAGCCCUCGUCGCCCAGCACCCCAUCACCGACACCACCGCCCCCACCGUAGACGUCUACCUCCCCUGCUGCUCGGAGCCCCUCGAAAUCCUCCAGAACACCUACAACCACAUCCUCCGCCUGGACUGGCCCGCCUCCAAACUACAAGUUCACGUCCUCGACGACGGCGACCAGCCCGCCGUUCGCGCCCUCGCCGCCCGCUACGGCUUCCACUACCUGGUGCGGGACGACCGGCCGCGGCUGCGCAAGGCCGGCAACCUGCGGUGGGCGUUCAGCCGCACGGCGGGGGAGUUCUUCGCCAUCUUCGACGCGGAUUUCUGUCCGCGGCCGGAUUUCCUGCGCGAGCUGGUGGUGGAGCACCUGGCGGACGACAAGACGGCCAUCGUGCAGAGCCCGCAGUACUUUCGUGUCACGGACGAUCAGACCUGGGUGGAGCAGGGGGCGGGCGCCACGCAGGAGCUGUUUUAUCGCGUCGUGCAGGUCAAUCGGAACCGGUGGGGCGCGUCGAUUUGUGUGGGCAGUAAUGCGGUGUAUCGGAGGGCGGCGCUGGAGGAGGUGGGCGGGACGGCGGAGAUUGGGUUUUCGGAGGAUGUGCAUACGGGGUUUGGAGCUGUCGACCGCGGCUGGAAGGUCAAGUAUGUCCCGCUGUGCUUGGCGACGGGCAUCUGUCCCAACACUCCGCGCUCUUUCUUCUCGCAGCAGAUGCGAUGGGCGCGCGGCAGCACUACGCUGCUUACCACCAAGCAUUUUUGGGUGUCCAAGUUGACGGUCAUGCAAAAGAUCUGCUAUCUCUGUGGUGAGUUGGGCGUUCACACCAGGGGGAAACGUUCCGCUGACGUUCCAGGUCUCCUCUACUACUCGGCCGUCUCGCUCGGCAUCUUCAUCUCGCCGAUCCCGGGCACGCUCCUUUUGUUCUUCCGUCCAGAGUGGUUCAAGUACUACAACCUGGCCUUCGCUAUUCCCUCCAUCAUUUACGGCUCGCUGCUCUUCCGCUUCUGGGCCAAAGCCAAGUACGGCUUCAACGUGCAGCACAUCAUGGUGGUGCAGUCGUAUGCCUACCUAACGGCUAUCAAGGACCGGCUCUUCGGCAUCGAGCUGUUGUGGGCGGCGUCGGGCGACAAGAAGGCGCACAAGAGCAACAAGUACCGCAACAUGCGCAUCCUCUGCUGGCUGUGGACCAUCGUCUCCGUCGGGGGCGUGAUCGCCGCCGUGACCUACCGCCUGCUGACCGGGUUCCCGUGGUACCACACGAUCCCGCUAUGGGGUACUUGGGGCUUCUAA